AAUUUUUGCACAGGAAGUCAGUGCAACUUAAAUCUUGAGCGCAGACGCAAGAGGACGCGUGAUGAGGAGUACAAUUUCAGCAAAAUUAAACAACAAGUUGGACUGAAAUUAAUGAAGCAGUCAGCACUCAACAGUGCGCGUUCAGCAUCAACGCAGUCGCUCUCGGCUAACAACAGAGUCUUUCAAAAAGCUUAUGGCCCCACACUGAGAUUUAUCAAAAUUGAAAUUAAAAAAAAAAAUGUGCCCCUGUUGAGUCUGAUUGGUGGAAACACCCCACCCUAGUCGCUGAUGUGCUCUUUUCCUACUGAAAACAGUCGUCUCGCUGAGCUCCAUAACAUCAUGACGUGGCAUAAGAAACUGCUCGAAGGAAGCAUAAUAUUAUGCUAAUUUCAUCCCGUGGGCAAGGAUUAUAGAAGAGAAACAUCCGUUAAAUAAAUUGAGGAGACAAAUCGGACCGUUAAUUUUGUUCAACCCUUCGAGUCUAAACGAAGUAUAAAAAUAAUGCUGAAUACACGCCGCGAGCUGCGUUUGCAACGUGCCCGUUUAGAACUGUACAAAAAACAAGAAGAGAAACCUAAAAACAAAAGAUGCAACUUUUGCCACAAUUGGACAAGUCGCGUCCGCGAUCACCAAAAGCUGCGCCAGUGCGAGGAGUGCGGCGAGAUUUUCCUCUGCUCCUUUUUCGCCAAGAAACACGUGGCUUGCAGCGCCGCUCGCUUCAGGGUGGUCGGCGCCAAAUUGGACAAGAUCUGCAAACUGCGGCGGUGCCGCUUCUGCCUCGACUUUUUCAAGUCGAGGAAAAUCCACGUCCGGGCGGAUUUGUGCAAAGCUUGCGGUAAAGAGAGCGAGUGUCAGGGACUGACCAAGAUUCACGCGAAACAGAGGGUUUGUGAAAUUUGCUCGUUCACAAGUUCGUGCCUGGAGGAGCACAAGACCCACUCGUGCUUCAAAAUGAAAAUGGAAAUUUCAAGCCAGAAGAAGAAGAAGUUGUGCGUUUUUUGCGCGACUUUCAGCGGCACAGAGGAAGAUGUGGAGAUGCACUCGCGCAAAAAGUUCUGUCCUAGGUGUGGUUUUGCACAGCCGUGCGACACCCUGCUCGAAACGCACCUUAAUAUGUGUCGUUUUACGGACAAAUUGGGACUUUCAUAAAAAAAAUUCAGAAAAACUUUAGUUUUUACCUUUUCUAAAUAAUUUUAAUGGAACAAAUGAUCAAAAAAAUUGAAGACGUGAGAAUUAAAAUUAAUUGUAGCUUUAUUGUUAUUAAAAAUUGCUAGGAAAAUGUAAGUUUUUUAAAUUGUAGACCAAAAAUAUCAACAAUUUGAAUGUAUAAAAUGCGAUAAAAUGUAUGUAUGUAACAAUUUGGACAA
Neocloeon triangulifer is the source of this 1367-nucleotide messenger RNA. RefSeq names its product zinc finger protein 77-like. NCBI's taxonomy places the organism in Eukaryota, Metazoa, Arthropoda, Insecta, Ephemeroptera, Baetidae. The record is from RefSeq and is a predicted model, not a curated record. The transcript is spliced from 3 exons. Bases 502 to 1149 code for a protein of 215 amino acids.